Molecule: messenger RNA, 615 nt
Organism: Acanthamoeba castellanii str. Neff
Lineage: Eukaryota; Discosea; Longamoebia; Acanthamoebidae
Product: Raslike protein 1, putative
Exons: 2
Coding region: 1-615 (204 amino acids)
Biological process (GO): Ras protein signal transduction
Cellular component (GO): plasma membrane
Molecular function (GO): GDP binding; GTP binding; GTPase activity
Source: RefSeq, a predicted model, not a curated record
AUGACUGAGUACAAGCUUGUCGUUGUCGGAGGCGGUGGUGUGGGUAAGUCGGCGCUCACCAUCCAGCUGAUCAACCAUCACUUCAUGGACGAGUACGAUCCUACCAUCGAAGAUUCCUACCGCAAGCAGGUCGAAAUCGACCAGGAGACCUGUCUCCUCGACAUUCUCGAUACCGCCGGCCAGGAGGAAUUCAGCGCUAUGAGGGAUCAGUACAUGCGUACCGGCCAGGGCUUCCUCUGCGUCUACUCUAUCACGAGUCGAUCGUCGUUUGAGGAAAUCUCUUCCUUCCGCGAGCAAAUCCUCAGGGUAAAGGAGGAGGACAACGUGCCGAUGGUUCUUGUCGGUAACAAGUGCGAUCUCGAGGACUCGCGAGUGGUCGCCACCUCCGAGGGUGCCGAUCUCGCCAAGUCGUUCGGCUGCAAGUUCCUCGAGUCGUCGGCCAAGUCGCGCAUCAACGUCGAGGAGUCCUUCUUCGAGCUCGUCCGCGAGAUCCGCAAGUCCAUCGGCGGCGAUUCCGACAGCGGCAAGGGCAAGGGUAAGGGAAACAAGGGCGGCAAGGGCAAGGGCAUGAAGGGCAAGCUCAAGUUCUCUUCCAACCAGUGCUCCCUCUUCUAA